AUGCGACUGAGGCACACAGGCCCCACGCCACAGCAGGAUCUGAGCGUUUCCCAUUCCAAAAGCGCCAUUUUCAAAAUGAGACUCAGAGAGAGAUUGAGAGGAGAGAAAGAGAGAGAGAGAGAGAGAGAGAGAGAGAGAGAGAGAGAGAGAGAGAGAGAAGAGAGGAGAGAGAGAGAAAGAAAGAGAGAGAGAGAGAGAGAGAGAGAGAGAGAGAGAUACACACACAGAAAGAGGAGAAAUAGAGAAAGCCCCGAGAUCUUACAACACAGGUUGAGACGAAGGUCACAGAGUCCACAGCCGACUGACUACCUGGGGAGAGGGGUGCACUGGCUCCUUAAAUACCACACUGUGUGCACUUAA
Pipistrellus nathusii (Nathusius's pipistrelle) is the source of this 360-nucleotide messenger RNA. NCBI's taxonomy places the organism in Eukaryota, Metazoa, Chordata, Mammalia, Chiroptera, Vespertilionidae. The record is from the annotation of a GenBank genome assembly.